Messenger RNA from Gadus chalcogrammus (walleye pollock), 4865 nucleotides. Its product is annotated as NLR family CARD domain-containing protein 3-like. The record is from RefSeq and is a predicted model, not a curated record. Gene Ontology annotation, biological process: regulation of apoptotic process. The transcript is spliced from 18 exons. Gene Ontology annotation, molecular function: protein binding. Lineage: Eukaryota; Metazoa; Chordata; Actinopteri; Gadiformes; Gadidae. The coding region runs from base 163 to 4146 and encodes 1327 amino acids.
ACUUCCUCAUCCUACCGUCGGUCGCAGCGAGGAGCCUUUCUUUCUCCAAUUUGAAAACCUUUCAACUGAUUAACUUGUUGUAUAAACACUUUAACCUCAGUUUCUUCCCUUACAUUUAUACUUUAUACCGUUUGGGACGGAACGUAUUUUCUCCAGUCUACUAUGGAUGAGGAGAGAGAGGAGGGGGGUCCUACCUCUAAGAGCGCUCUGUCCGGGGAACAUGGCCGUCGGAGCAAAGCUAAAAGCCCAGAGCAGCAGCAGAGAGCAGACUCCCCUGGACCCAGCUGUGUCUCCAGGAGGAGUGACAGGUCUAUGUAUCUUCCUCCUGACCAGUUUAAAGAUGGAAAUCACCAACCUCCUCAGAAAAGACACCAAGAGAGGCCAAUGGUUACCAGUGCUCAGUCUGUACAGCAGCAUCAAACAGAGCUGGAGAUGAACAAGAAGGAACUGGCUGACACACUGUGGGGCGGGGAGCUUCGAAGGAUCCGUACUCAAUUCGUGGAGAGAGUCUCAGACCGAGUUAUCAAAGGUCUCCUGGAUGACCUUCGGCAGCAGAAGGUGUUCAGUACAUGGGUAAAGGACUCUGUGAUGGAGGGGAGGACCAAAGAAGACCAAGCACGUUCUCUGAUCGACAUGGUGAUCGGUAAAGGGGAGAGAGCAAGUCAAGCGAUGAUUGAUAGUGUGAAGACGAGGGACGAACACUUAUGCUCCACCCUGGGUCUGAUGUCUUCUCCUGCCGGUGUGGGAUCUGCUGCUGUCGAGUGCCAACACAAAAUCAAGUCUCUUUUGAAAAAGAAGCUCUGGUGUGUGUUUGAGGGAAUCGCUAAAGCAGGACCUUCAACACCUUUGAAUGAGGUCUACACAGAGCUCUACAUCACAGAGAGAGGUAGUGGAGAGGUCAACCAGGAACAUGAGGUCAGACUGAUUGAAACAGCUUCCAGGAAACCGGCCAAGGAAGAAGCACCAAUCAGAUGUGGAGAUAUCUUUAAACCCUUACCUGGACAAGAUCAACAAAUCAGGACAAUUAUGACAACUGGAGUGGCCGGCAUUGGUAAAACCAUCUUAACACACAAGUUCACUCUGGACUGGGCUGAAGACAAAGCCAACCAGGACAUACACUUCACAUUUCUCCUCACAUUCAGAGAGCUGAAUUUACUGAAAGGGAACGAGUUAAGCUUGGUGGAACUUCUUCAUCACUUCUUUAUUGAGACCAAAGAAGCAGGAAUCUACAGAUAUGACCCGUUCCAAGUUGUCUUCAUCUUGGAUGGACUGGAUGAGUGUCGACUUCCUCUGGACUUCCAGAACAACCCGAUCUGGACUGAUGUCACAAAGCCGACCUCGGUGGACGUGCUGCUGACAAACCUCAUCAGGGGCAACCUGCUUCCCUCCGCUCGCAUCUGGAUAACCACACGCCCUGCGGCAGCCAAUCGGAUCCCUGCUGAGUGUGUUGACAGGGUGACAGAGGUGAGGGGGUUUGAUGACCCACAGAAGGAGGAGUAUUUCAGGAAGAGAUUCAGAGACGAGGCGCUGGCCAACACAAUCAUCUCCCACGUCAAGAAAUCAAGAAGCCUCCACAUAAUGUGUCACGUCCCAGUCUUCUGUUGGAUCACUGCUACAGUUCUGGGCGACUUCUUCAAAACAUCCCAGAUUGGAGAAAAGGUGCCCAAUGUCGUGACUCAGAUUUACAUCCACUUCCUUUGGAUUCAGUCCAGACAGGGGGACAGGAAGUACCAUGGGAGAGCUCAAACAGAUCCACACUGGAGUCCAGAGAGCAAGAAGAUCAUUGUUUCUCUAGGAAAACUUGCUUUUAACCAGCUGGAGAAAGGCAACCUGAUCUUCUACGAGGCAGACCUGGCAGAGUGUGACAUCGAUAUCAGAGCAGCCUCAGUGUACUCAGUAGUGAUUACCCAGAUCUUUAAAGAGGAGUCAGGGCUGUACCAGGACAGGGUGUUCUGCUUUGUCCAUCUGAGCCUCCAGGAGUUUCUGGCUGCCCUUUAUGUAUUUCUGUCCUUAAUCAAUGAUGGUGUCAAUCUGCUCGCAGAAGAACCACCCACCUUUCGAGAAGAUAAACUCCUCCUCCUCUACCAGAGUGCUGCGGACAAGGCCUUACAGAGUGAGAACGGACACCUGGACUUGUUCCUCCGCUUCCUCCUGGGCCUCUCUCUGGAGACCAAUCAGAUUGUCCUACGAGGUCUGCUGGGACAGACAUUAACUAGCUCACUGACCAAUACAGAAACAGUGUCUUACAUCAAGGAGAAGAUAGAAGGAGAUCUCUCUCCAGAGAGAAGCAUCAAUCUGUUCCACUGCCUGUAUGAGCUGAACGACCGUUCUCUAGUGAAGGAGAUCGAACAGUACCUGACAUCAGGAAGUCUCUCCACAGAAUCUCUCUCUCCUGCUCAGUGGUCAGCUCUGGCCUUCAUCCUACUGACAUCAGAAGAGGAGAUGGACGUGUUUGACCUGAAGAAAUACUCUGCUUCAGAGGAGGGUCUUCUGAGGCUGCUGCCAGUGGUCAAAGCCUCCAGAACAUCUCUGUUGAAUGACUGUCACCUGUCAGAGAGAUGCUGUGAAGCUCUGGCCUCCGUUCUCAGCUCCAACUCCUGUAGUCUGAGAGAGCUGGACCUCAGUACCAAUGAUCUGAAGGAUUCAGGAGUGAAGCUGCUCUCUGCUGGACUGGGGAGUCCACACUGUACACUGGAAACUCUCAGGCUCAAUGGCUGUCAUCUGUCAGAGAGAUGCUGUGAAGCUCUGGCCUCAGUUCUCAGCUCCAACUCCUCUAGUCUGAGAGAGCUGGACCUGAGUACCAAUGAUCUGCAGGAUUCAGGAGUGAAGCUGCUCUCUGCUGGACUGGGGAGUCCACACUGUACACUGGAAACUCUCAGGUUGUCUGGCUGCCUGGUCACACAGGAAGGCUGUGCUUCUCUGGCCUCAGCUCUGAGCUCCAACCCCUCCCAUCUGAGAGAGCUGGACCUGAGCUACAAUCACCCAGGAGUCUCUGGAGCUGCGCUGCUCUCUGCUGGACUGAAGGAUCCACGCUGGAGACUGGACACUCUCAGUGUGGAGCACGGUGGAGUGUGGAGGCUGAAAACAGCUCUAUACAAGUAUUCACCGUCAAAAGUGGAAAGCAGUAGCUCAGGGAUGAGUCUCAACAAAGACAUAGCAAGCAUGUAUUUGAUGGACAGGGAUGAUGAUGAGGGGAUGCACUUCAAGUCACAUUGUGAAGAAUGUAAAGCAGCUCAGCAGAGUCCUGAUUAUGAGAAGGUUACCCCAAGAAGGAUGUCUAAGUGGAGCUUCGAGGUACAGCUGGAAGGCGAGGGGACCUUUGAGUGUUCGUCUACAGGUCUGGUGUUUGAAGUGUCGGAGCAGGCUCUGGUCCGCUACUCGGUCCUGUCCUGGUUCCAAUUCUCUGAGUGCCUCAAGAACUCCUGGAGACCUGCUGGAUCGAUUUAUGAUGUGCAUGUGGUCGACAAGGAUCCAUCUGUGCUCAAGUUUAUCCAUUUCCCCCACUCUUUGUGCCUUGCUGAACCUGAGCAUGAGCAGAGCUUCAGUGUUCUGCAUGUAAAGAAACGGCAUGACAACAUUGAGUCGACGGUGGACUUCACGGCGAGCCAUGUUAAAUGGCGCGUGUCCUCGCUUUCUCCCAUGGGUGUCAUCAUUCCGAGAAGUCAGCAUGAGGAGCACCAGCCAGCACCAAAGCCAUCACUAAACCACGGUUUGGUGAUGGUUUACAAGGAGCUGGGCCACAAAAAAUAUUUUGUGUUUUUGUCCUUGAACACCCUGUCUGAGAUCAAGGAUAUUGAAGAACAGGUGCUCAUUUCCAGGAAGAAUGGCUUCAAGAUUACAGAAACAUUCAAACAUUUCACCUGUAGGCUGGAAGAAAAGUUCUACUGCCUCGAAAGUGAGCCAGAAGGACAGAUUGAUCCCCCGAAUCUAGAAUUCACCACUGCAGUGUUAGCGUUGAAAGGCUUAUUUGUAGCACGCUUCGGGAAUCUUCCUCCUUUCAAAUUGUUUCUCAAGGACACAGACUGUGACCAACCUUUUUUGAAUGUUACAAUCAGAGAAGAUGAUUGGCCCAGCGAGGAGAGACCAAGUCUAUGGAAUUCUAUUAUACGCUUUUUAAUCCGUUUUUUCUACAAUGUAAGUCAAUGACACUUCUGACACUUCAACUACUUAAGACAUCGUAACUAAAUACAUUUUCAACCGUAUACCUUCGUUCAAACCAUUUAUCAAAUCUACACACAGAAUUUCGAUAUCAUAUAUAAUUUAUUCAGAAUCAUUUAGUUUCAAAUCGCCUUUCGUUUUCAGUUGGUCUCAUGAUCUACGCUGAGGUAAGAGCGUGGAGGACGUGCAGGCAUUGUUGCCUGAUUGGGUGGUUUAUUAUGUGUUAAGCACUGUAUUAUGUCAUGCUAUCUACACAAACGAAAUGUCAUAGGAAAGCUGAGACUGAGAGUUCAACGGUACAAGCCUCAUCAUUUUGUGAGGUUAUCUCGAUUAACUAGAUGUGAAGGGAUAAGAUCAAUAGCAUACUUUUCCAAGAUACUACCGCACACACUCACUUCCGCUGUGCGUGGCUUAAUUAAAACAUGUUUCAACCUCACUUUGCACACACCACAUUUCCUGCAGGAAACUAUUUCCGAGUUAUUAUUGUUGAACGUUAGUUAUUUACUAAUUGAAUGUAGGGCUGCUCGAUUAUGGGAAAAUCAUAAUCAUGAUUAUUUUGGUCAAUAUUGAAAUCACGAUUAUUCAAACGACUAUUUUUGAUUUGAGAGCAUGUUGUAUUUAUUCAGUAUGUCCCUCCCAAAAAAAACUAACUGAGAACUUUGAAAUUUCGCCUUAAAGAAAUACACAAAAGGGUCAAAUGUAUCCAG